Phragmites australis (common reed) is the source of this 1824-nucleotide messenger RNA. RefSeq names its product dof zinc finger protein 4-like. The transcript has a single exon. The record is from RefSeq and is a predicted model, not a curated record. The coding region runs from base 211 to 1293 and encodes 360 amino acids. Lineage: Eukaryota; Viridiplantae; Streptophyta; Magnoliopsida; Poales; Poaceae. Gene Ontology annotation, biological process: regulation of DNA-templated transcription. Gene Ontology annotation, molecular function: DNA binding; DNA-binding transcription factor activity.
GAUCCAUCUCCUUCCCUCAGCUCUCCAACCUCUUUAUAAACCACCGCCCCCAGUACCUCUACCCUACCCCAUCAUCUGAUCCUUACCACAAAGCAAGACCUGAAAGCCACCACUCCACACCACCUUUGCCAUCUCCAAGAAAGAACCCAUCCUCUUCUGCUUCAAGAAGCCUUUUGAGCAGUUGAGCUUGAGUUUUCACCAUCCAUCACCAUGAUCCAAGAACUGCUCGGAGGGACAGCAAUGGACCAGCUGAAGAGCGUGAACGAUGGGAACCCGGCGUCUCUACCCAUGUUGCUGCAUCCCAUCGUCUCCAACCGGCCGUCUCCCACGUCGUCGUCGUCGACGUCGUCGCGCUCGUCCGCGCAGCAGCCGCAGCCGAAGUCGUCGUCGGCGACGUCGUCGCCCCAGGGCCAGGGGCAGGGGGCGGAGCAGGCGCCGCUGCGGUGCCCCCGGUGCAACUCCUCCAACACCAAGUUCUGCUACUACAACAACUACAACCUCACCCAGCCGCGCCACUUCUGCAAGACGUGCCGCCGGUACUGGACCAAGGGGGGCGCGCUCCGCAACGUCCCCAUCGGCGGCGGCUGCCGCAAGCCACGCCCCAUGCCGACGCCCGUCGCGAAGCCGGCGGUAUCCUGCAAGGCUGUGGGCGCCGCGCCGUCGCUCGGCCUCGGCAUGGGCAUGGGCGCCGGCCCCGUACCCUGGGCCUCCUCGCAGCAGGCGGCCGCCGCGCAGCUCAUGGCGCUCCUCAACAGCGCCAGGAGCGGGCAAGGCCACGGCGGCAGCAAUGUGCACAGGCUCCUUGGCCUCGACACCAUGGGCCACCUUCCCCUCCAGGUCCUGCAGGGCGCGGGCAAUGCGGCUGGUGCGGUACCAUCGCUGUGGCCGCAGGCCGCGCCGCGCCCGAUCCCUACACCGCCGCACAUGGACUCGCAGCUCGGCAUGGGGCCGCUGGGUCACCACGACGUGCUGUCAGGACUCGGGCUAAAGCUGCCACCGUCAUCGUCGGCACCGGCAGCAAGCUACUACAGCGACCAGCUCCACGCGGUGGUGAGCAACGCGGGGCGCUCCCACGAAUACGACGCCUCCGCCACGUCCCUGCCCUGCACCACCGCGGUGACCUCUCUCCCGCCGGCCGUAUCAAGCGUCUCUUCGGCGCUGAGCAGCGCCACGGUCGGGCUAGACGUCCCGCCAGUCUCCCUCGGCGCGCCCGAGAUGCAGUACUGGACCGGCCUGGCGGCGAUGUCCAUGGCGUGGCCGGACUUGCCCACCCCCAAUGGCGCGUUCCCAUGAUCGAGGCGAUCCCAUAGCUAGUACGUAAUCUGUAGCUCGAUCAGUUCAGUGUAGCUCGUGUGGGUUGGCUAUGUUUUGAGUGAGAACUCGGUGGAGGUUCAUUAGGGGUGUUUUAUUUACUGUUUUUUAUUUGAGUUCUAUGCGUAUUUGUUUUAUUUACCGUCGUUUUUGUUGAUCAGUGGGAGAAUGGGAGUAGCCUUUUCUUUUUACACGCCUCCCAGAGUACUGGCGAACACUACGGCCGACGAAGGUUUAAGGAGGAGUUAGGGUUUUAGAGUUCACCGACGAUUUCAGAGUUAGAGGGAGGCUUGGGGAGGUGAUUAGAUCGGCAGUGGGUGGUGAGGCGACGCUGGCGUAACUGAAGCCGUGGGCAGUAGGCAGGCGAUGGGAGGUGCUGCCGACAGGGGUGUGGAAAACAGAGUGGUUAGCAUGGCGUUGAGCGGUGGGUGCGGAUUCGGCGACGGGACGCUACCAGAGGCGGGGUGGUUGGCGGGGGGUUGAAGGUGUAGGGAGGUUGAAGAAGACACAAUG